AUGGUAGCCACAUGGAUACAAUAACUCUUGAUGUUUUUACAGGAGAACAAGAUGUCCAAUGUCAGUGAUGAGACGGGAUCACCCAGCUUUUACAAUCAUCGGCAUUUGUUCACAGUCGUGGUUUUCUCUUUCACGACCCUCAUAGGUGUCCCCGGCAAUGCUCUGGUGCUUUGGGUUACCGGAGUGAAGAUGAAGUGGACCAUGACUACCAUUUGGUUUUGGAACCUUGCUGUGGCCGAUAUCAUGUGCUGUCUAUGUCUCCCGUUCAUUAUAGCGCAGUUCUUCUACACAGAUUGGCUGUACGGCGCUGUGCUCUGCAAGAUUAUACCCUUCAUUGCUCCUUUAAACAUGUUCACCAGCGUCUUCACCUUGGUGGCUAUCAGCGUUGACCGUUGCAUCCUGGUUGUCCAACCCAUUUGGGCCCGAAAUCACCGAGGAGUACGAAAGGCGUGGAUGACCUGCUUUGCUAUUUGGAUGAUGUCCUUCAUAAUCUGUAUACCUAAGUUCCUGUACCUAUCUUUCUCCACUUCUAAUAACACAGCUCGAUGCAUUCCCGAAGAGCACAUAAUAGUGCCCAACACUUACAUCUACAUGGUUUUUGGUUUUCUGCUUCCAUUCUUAAUCAUUUCUAUUUGUUACAUUUCUGUGGCUUUUAUAUUACACAAGAGAAGAUUUACAGAAGUUGGUAAUAAAAUCAUCAAGGUGUCUUUAGGGAUCAUAGUCGCAUUUUUCAUCACCUGGGCCCCCUACCACAUCAUGGGGGUAGUCCUGCUAUACACUCCAAAUAAAGUAGUACUCAUCCUGGAUAUGUUCUCGCAGUCUCUGGCCAUGUUCAAUAGUUGCAUCAACCCGAUUCUCUACGUCUUCAUGGGGAAAGAUAUGAAGGACAAGGUGAGACAGUCUAUUGUGGGACUCAUGCAAAAUACGUUUAGUGAAAACUCGUCAAGCGGCACAACUCGCAGGACGCACCUGGUAAAUGAUGACGUGCUUCUAGAAUGAGGAUCUCGGUGUCAAAUGCCAACUUAUGCCGAAGGACAAAUGCCAAGACAAUUAAAGGAAGACCUCUGCUUGUAUGUUUAGAAGGAUCUGUAGACUUCUUUGUUGUAUUAGGGAUUGUGACCAACUGACUGCUGGAAACCCAUGCAUGCGAGGGUAGCCAUAUGUUGGCAGAUGUCUUGUACAAGUCACAUGCAAAUUAGGGCUGUUUGACCAACUCAGACAAUAGGUGUUAGCAGCACGUGCAUUGUAUUCAGGCUACGCAACCUGCCCGCUAUAUCACAGACAGACUACCCCCAUCAUUACAUGGGACCUCCUCUCCAUCAUAAUACAAGACCCCUUCCACAUACUACCCCAGUCAUUACAAACCAUCCGUUCCCCUCAGUAUUAAACAGGAUCCCCUCCCCCUUACUACCCCCAUCAUUAUACAGGACCCCCUCCAUUAUUACAUUUUAACCCCCCCCCUCAUACUAUCCCCAUCAUUACACAGGAUCCCUCCACCAUACUACCCUCAUCAUUAAACAGGAUCCCCUCCCCCUUACUACCCCCAUCAUUAUACAGGACCCCCUCCAUUAUUACAUUUUAACCCCCCCCCCCCUCAUACUAUCCCCAUCAUUACACAGGAUCCCUCCACCAUACUACCCCCAUCAUUAUACAGGACCCCCUCCAUUAUUACAUUUUCCCCCCCCCCCCUCAUACUAUCCCCAUCAUUACACAGGAUCCCUCCACCAUACUGCCCUCAUCAUUAAACAGGACCCCCUCCCCUUACUACCCUCAUCAUUAAACAGGACCCCCUCCCCGUACCAUCCCCAUCAUUACACAAGCCCCCCUUACUACCCAAUCAUUACACAGGGCCCCCUCCAUUAUUACACUGUAACCCCUCCCCAACUAUCCCCAUCAUUACACAGGACCCCCCACCGCCAUACUACCCUCGGUAUUAAACAGGAUCCCCUUCCCCUUACUACCCCCAUCAUUACACAGGACCCCCUCCAUCAUUACAUUGUAACCCCCCAUACUAUCCCCAUCAUU
Rana temporaria (common frog) is the source of this 2025-nucleotide messenger RNA. Its product is annotated as C3a anaphylatoxin chemotactic receptor-like. Gene Ontology annotation, molecular function: G protein-coupled receptor activity; complement component C5a receptor activity. Bases 31 to 999 code for a protein of 322 amino acids. Gene Ontology annotation, cellular component: plasma membrane. Lineage: Eukaryota; Metazoa; Chordata; Amphibia; Anura; Ranidae. The transcript has a single exon. The record is from RefSeq and is a predicted model, not a curated record. Gene Ontology annotation, biological process: positive regulation of cytosolic calcium ion concentration; inflammatory response; phospholipase C-activating G protein-coupled receptor signaling pathway.